Molecule: messenger RNA, 2255 nt
Organism: Hypanus sabinus (Atlantic stingray)
Lineage: Eukaryota; Metazoa; Chordata; Chondrichthyes; Myliobatiformes; Dasyatidae
Product: mitogen-activated protein kinase 14
Exons: 12
Coding region: 364-1452 (362 amino acids)
Biological process (GO): protein phosphorylation; intracellular signal transduction
Cellular component (GO): cytoplasm; nucleus
Molecular function (GO): MAP kinase activity; ATP binding
Source: RefSeq, a predicted model, not a curated record
AUCGAUGCCAGGAAGCAUGACGCAAUCCCCGAACGAUGCGAGGCGCGCGCUGGUUCGGUUCGGGAGGAGGGCUGCCUGACGUCACUGCGGCCGAAAGGGGAAGUGGAAUGAGUGGGAGCUCGAGCGCUUGCUUGGCUGCCGGUUGUCAAACGUGCGUUUAUUGCCCCUGCGCUGCGGAGCGCUCAGCAGGAUGGGUUUCUGCUUUAAAUUGUGAUUUACAACUUACAGCUUGAGCUGGGAGCGCAUAUUUUGUUUGGGGGGGGGGGAAAUCUCUUUUUUUUAUACAUACUCUCUUCAAUUAAUUAUUUCCAUCAUCUGGCUGACAUCCUCCUCCUCCUCAAAGGGGCGAGCAGACUCUGCACCAUGUCAGAAGUCAGGCCGCACUUUUACAGGCAGGAGUUGAAUAAGACAAUCUGGGAAGUGCCGGAGAGAUAUCAAAACCUCUCGCCUGUAGGAUCCGGCGCUUACGGCUCCGUCUGUGCUGCUUUUGACACACAAGCUGGUAUUCGAGUGGCAGUUAAAAAACUUUCCAGACCGUUUCAAUCUAUCAUUCAUGCGAAACGCACAUACAGAGAGCUUCGAUUAUUGAAACAUAUGAAACACGAAAAUGUGAUUGGCCUGUUGGAUGUUUUCACACCAGCAGUAACUUUGGAAGAAUUUACAGAUGUGUAUUUGGUAACACACCUAAUGGGAGCUGAUCUUAACAAUAUUGUUAAAUGUCAGAAACUCACAGAUGACCAUGUACAGUUCCUAAUAUACCAGAUAUUACGCGGCCUUAAGUAUAUCCAUUCUGCUGGAAUUAUACACAGAGAUUUGAAACCCAGUAAUCUUGCAGUGAAUGAAGAUUGUGAGCUAAAGAUUUUAGACUUUGGAUUGGCUCGUCAUACUGAUGAUGAAAUGACUGGAUAUGUAGCCACAAGAUGGUAUAGAGCACCAGAGAUCAUGCUAAAUUGGAUGCAUUACAAUCAAACAGUUGAUAUUUGGUCCGUUGGGUGCAUUAUGGCAGAGCUACUGACAGGAAAAACUUUAUUUCCAGGCACUGACCAUAUUGAUCAGUUGAAGCUAAUAAUGCAACUCGUCGGAACACCAGGGCCAGAACUUUUGAUGAAAAUAUCAUCUGAGUCUGCGAGAAACUACAUCCAGUCAUUACAGCAUAUGCCAAAACAGUCCUUUGCAGGCGUAUUCAUUGGAGCUAAUCCUCAAGCUGUUGACCUUUUGGAGAAAAUGCUUGUGCUGGACACAGAUAAGAGGAUCACAGCAGCAGAAGCUUUGGCUCAUUCUUACUUCUCUCAGUAUCAUGACCCAGAUGAUGAGCCGGAAGCAGAUCCUUAUGACCAGUCUUUUGAAAGCAGGGAGCUUGAAAUAGAAGAAUGGAAAAGACUAACCCAUGAAGAAGUAAUGAGCUUUGUGCCACCGGAGCUAGUCUCUGAGAGUAUGGAGUUGGAAUCAUGAAAACCUUUUACUCCCAUUUUGAGAUUUUUGUAUCGCAUCACUGUGAGGACUUAACCAGUUCGACUGAUGGUCCUUUCCAAUAUUAUCAAGUGCCUAUCAUGGUCUUGAUGGCAGAUUUUAUGGGUGAGGGCAAAAUGAAACUUUCAUAACAAUUAUUCUACAUCCCGCAUGUUUUGCUAAAUCCUGGACGAUUGCCAGCUUUUUGUAUAUUGCCAUUAUCAUCCACAGUGAACUGUUUGCUAACAAGAACUUUUGCAAGCACUCAUUUGAACUGGUAAACUUCUGUGUAUUUGUAUGCCUUAUUUUUAGAAAUGCAUACUAUUUUAAAUGUUUAAUUAUCUGUACAAAAGUCACCCACACCUAAAAAAAAACAUGCAAGCAGUAAUUGUUACUUUUAUAUAAAGUACAGAUGGGAUGUACAUUAAUUUAUAGAUGUAUUUGCUGUUUACAGCAUAAAAGAAGCAAUUGUUUUUAUUGUGAUUUCAAUUUUAAAACCUACUUGACUGUUCAGCAAUACUACUACUAACUAAGAGUGCAUGUUUUCACUGUUUAUAAGGGAUUUGGAAUGGGAAUGUUGUGGAACAAAUUCAAAGGUAUAGGUAAAUAUACAUAUUUGUAUUAAUAUACUUCACUCUUGUGCAAGGUUAGGUAGAUGUAUAUGAAAAAUAUUUUCAUAAUUACUCCAGUUGUUCUAUGUACCUCUAGAGUUCUUCAUUGUAAUUGUAUGUGACUUACAAAGUGUGAUAUUGUAGUGAGACCAUACAAUAAACUAUUCUGAAAUAAAUUCAAAUGCUUUUUCAAAA